Molecule: messenger RNA, 670 nt
Organism: Gigantopelta aegis
Lineage: Eukaryota; Metazoa; Mollusca; Gastropoda; Neomphalida; Peltospiridae
Exons: 6
Coding region: 23-655 (210 amino acids)
Source: RefSeq, a predicted model, not a curated record
CUGGAAGGCGUCACAGGACAGGAUGGCGGAGUUCAAUGGAGGAACGCCUCAAAUGCUCACUCUAUCUGUGACAUCGAGGCCGAUUGAUUUCAGCUAUAACAUCUACAACUUUGUUCAGGCUCGUCCUGACAUUGUCAGCUUCGAUAUCAGUCCAUGUUAUCAGACCGGAAACAGGAGAAAGUUUGACUUCACCAUUCCAGGUCAAUAUAAGGAUCUAGUGGAUCGAAACAACAAACUCUUCAAGUAUUCUGCUUUGCGGUCAUUGGUGGGAUUCUGUGCCGUUUCUCCUCUUAGAAUAUCGAGACUAAAGAUUGUCUAUGGAAAAGAUGUUCACAUUCGGUUUGAGUUACUAGACAGGGCGCCAAUAUCUGGCGACGUGUAUACUAACACAUCAGAGACGAAACUCGACUUAGCGGCGGCGUUUUUCAUCCAGACGGUUAACCUGCACAAAUUCGCCAUUAUGAUAGACUACGACAAAUACAGCACGACGCAGUACAUCCUGGCCACACCGAAUUCUAUCCGGGAAUUUCAGUACGAGAGCGAGCUAGAACAGUCGACUGGCUACUCCCCAGGCGCUCUCGGGGGCCUCACGACGGGAAUGGCGGUCGCCGGGGGAGGUAUCGGUGCUGUCAUGGCCUUCUUGUUUUUCAAAUAAACGUUCCUUGCUUAA